AUGAGGCUAAUGACGAAUUUGUCCAGGAAAUUUGAUCUUCAGCUUAGAGCAGGCUCCAGUGGAGUUGUGCGCACACACUCUCCGCCAUCGAUCGACACUUUCACCGGCGAUGUUGUCAACGCGUCACCCAAUGGUGCAUUUAGCGGAGCUGUUCGGGGGCAGAAGACGGACAAAACAGACUCCUCGGGCACAUUGUUUGGCGUGAGUAUGUUUCUUCGCACUUGGAUGGAAGUCUCGGUCUUCGGUCUGGGCACAUCCAGCAAGGUGGGAAACGCCGAGUUCUCCGUUGCCAUUCCCCAUGAUAUCGAUAUAAAGCGUGACACUUCGGGAGGUAUUGAGGUGGUUGAUGCUGAUCAGCAAGUCAUGUCCGAAGCCUACUCCAGCGGCAUCUCCUCAACUUGGGAAGCUGACAAUUCGGCGCACGUGGUUGGCGUCCAUGGCACACCCCACAUUGUCUACAGCGGCGCUGGCGGUGACCCUCCUGACCGAGGGCCGCCCAAAUUUCCAGGCGAUUCUCUUUUCUACGGGAACUAUAUGUCCUGUGCAAAAGCGACAGUCAUUACCUGCCUGAAUUCAACAUCAUUGUUCGGGCUUUUCCCUUCCGACUAUUUCGUCGACCUCGAAAAUGGCGAGCGCAUUGAGGGACGUGGCCUGCUCGGGGAGCGAACAGGAAACUCGCGCCCGUACAAUGUCCGCACGCCGAGUGGUCAACCGUUCGUCAUUCAUUCCCCCCCAUAUCCCAACGGUGGGAAUGGCGCAGGCUUGUUGGUCGCGAACCCAAACGCUGGACGAUACAACCUGGAGGACUCGGAAGAUUGCGAAAAUACUGAUUUCACAGAGAAUGGAGACCCUGCAGCCACGUAUAUCCCGGAACAUAGUGUAGAACUUGGUUGGAUGCCGGAGCUGUUGGAAUACUUCAUGACAGGUGUCGGAAGGACCCACGAUGGUAGAACAGUCAGGUCGUUGGAACCCACAGUACCUGAAGGUAUCAUCAACGGUGGCUUCUUCAUGAUGCCUUGGGGUCAGUGGGAUGCAGGCGGACCUCAUACUAACAUGGCGAUAACGCCGCUUGAUGAGAUGUGGAGGGCUAUGGGAAGCGUCAAUAACCCAGACCCCCUCGUUAAUGCCGAGGCUUUGUUCAACCAAUUCAAGCAGCGCAUGUGGAGAGGACAGAGCCCUAUGGCUGACACGACUUGGCGCGCUAACGAUCUCGACAACACUACGCCAGUAGCAGGGCCCAUCCGGGCUCAGGAGGCCAUCUCAAUCAUUCGGAUGGGCAUCAGUGUCUUCUCUUAUCUCAACAACAACCACGUCAACGGUAACAUAGCCGACGUAAUCAACGACUUCGAAGACAUCCUCGAUAGAUUUGACAGCGCGUUGGCAAGAGCCGGUGCUGCCAUUACCAACUCUAGGAACAUGAUGCUGGAGUCGUUUUAUCAAGUGGUGAUGCCGCGGCUUGAGACUGGCGAGAGUUGGGUCAUUGAACGGAUUGAAAGGAUGAGGCGGAAUUGGCAGGCGGCGCUGACAAGUCUUGGCCCGGCACCAACAAAUGGGGUUGACCCCAAUGCCCCAUACAGAAACAACAUUAAUGGCGUGCUCCGUGCUCUCGACGGGCUUGCGGAAGAGGCUGAUAGCCGCAUGGUACUAUACACCGGUAGACUUCCAUCUCCGCCUGUGUAA
Messenger RNA from Colletotrichum higginsianum IMI 349063, 1680 nucleotides. RefSeq names its product Glycosyl hydrolase family 18. Lineage: Eukaryota; Fungi; Ascomycota; Sordariomycetes; Glomerellales; Glomerellaceae. The coding region runs from base 1 to 1680 and encodes 559 amino acids. The record is from RefSeq and is a predicted model, not a curated record. The transcript is spliced from 6 exons.